This is a messenger RNA of Closterium sp. Yama58-4, 249 nucleotides long. The record is from the annotation of a GenBank genome assembly. Lineage: Eukaryota; Viridiplantae; Streptophyta; Zygnematophyceae; Desmidiales; Closteriaceae.
AUGCCAGGGCUCGCUGCAGCCAUGAGGCGUUCCAAGGUUUUCUUCGCCCUGCUCGCGCUCUCGCUGCUCGUAUCCCUCGCGCUGGCGCCGCAGUGCCGCGCGAAUGAGAUCGCCGCGGACAAUGACGACGCCGACGAUGACUUGGACGCCGCCAUUUCCGCAGACGCGUCGCCUCCUGGUGCGUGUGGUACCACGUUGCGCUCGGAAACGCCAUGCGCUCCCCUCCGACCCUCCCCUGCUUUGCCUUGA